AUGUAUCCAAUAUCAUCGUCAUCCUCUUCUUCAACGUCUUCCCCUCCAUCUAACACUCAUAAUACUUCAUAUGCAUAUGGAAUUGUGGACAAAGAUGGAAAUAUUCAUUCUCAUGAAAUGCAUUUUUCACAUGAUCACGGAAAUCCAUCUCCAGUUCACACUCCUCAAAUGUAUGAUCCAAUUGCAACACCAUUUCUCAUGGACCCACAUUUCGAGGAUUUUGGACAAUAUUUCGUUAAUUCUGUUUUCGGAAGCUUUGAUAUUUCAAUGAAUAAUAUUGUCAACAAUGAGCAAUAUCCACAAUAUCCGGAAAUUGGAAUGAACUAUGUGCAGGUGCAAGAGCAGGAAAAUUUGGCACCGACUCCACGGAAAAAUAGUGGAGGUAGAAAGCCAUCGGCGUUCCAUCACAACUCUGUUUGCUCCAAUCCAAAUUGUGGAACACGUCAAACAACUCUCUGGAGAAGAACGGAUUCUGGAGCCAUCGAGUGCAAUGGCUGCUCCCUUUACUUCCGAAAGAAUGGUGUCCAACGACCUGCUGAUUUGUGCAAUAAGGUAAUCAUGAAGAGAAAUCGCCGUCCUCGUGUAGAAACACAGCUACCGGUGAGCCGAGGAGUCUCCAAUCUGCAAGAGCAGAGCACACAACAACUACAAAACAUUGAGAACGUACAGCUACUGUAA
Molecule: messenger RNA, 678 nt
Organism: Caenorhabditis remanei
Lineage: Eukaryota; Metazoa; Nematoda; Chromadorea; Rhabditida; Rhabditidae
Exons: 4
Coding region: 1-678 (225 amino acids)
Biological process (GO): negative regulation of transcription by RNA polymerase II; cell fate commitment; positive regulation of transcription by RNA polymerase II
Molecular function (GO): DNA-binding transcription factor activity, RNA polymerase II-specific; zinc ion binding; RNA polymerase II cis-regulatory region sequence-specific DNA binding
Source: RefSeq, a predicted model, not a curated record